Messenger RNA from Haplochromis burtoni (Burton's mouthbrooder), 5141 nucleotides. RefSeq names its product NLR family CARD domain-containing protein 3-like. Gene Ontology annotation, molecular function: protein binding. The transcript is spliced from 7 exons. The record is from RefSeq and is a predicted model, not a curated record. The coding region runs from base 764 to 4087 and encodes 1107 amino acids. Lineage: Eukaryota; Metazoa; Chordata; Actinopteri; Cichliformes; Cichlidae.
AAAGGAUUUUAAGUGCGCCUUAUAGUCCAAAAAACAUGAAACAAUACGGUAUAUUAAGUUUUAGCAUUGCAUUUACAACAUGCUGGUCUAAUCAAGGAUUUUAACAUGGCUUAUUAUUUUUAUUCAUUUAUGAUUAUCUCUAGCAUGGUGCUUUGUAUUAUUUGUAUUUUAUCACUGUGGCUCACACAGUGUGCUGGCUAACUGAAAUAUCCUCCUGUGAUUGUAGGAAGAUCAGACAAUGGCAGCAGCACUCUUCUGUAUCCAGCAGUGUGUCCAUGCAGAGUGAGCAGUCCAAGGGUCCACAUGUUGACUUUAAACAUGAACAGAGGCCUGAUGAUCCGGGGUAGGAGCUGAAAGUGUGCAGAUGUAUCUGAGAAAGUACCUUAAAUUUUUUUUAAGAUUGGUGCAGCCAUUACAGCAGGAGGAUUAAUAUACUUGUACUAACUAAUACUAAUCUAGUUCAUAAAGCAUGUUAUCUAACUGAAAUAUGUUCCUGUUUGCAUCAGCAUUAUCUUUCUAUUAGUCUAAAAUCGAACGCAUUGCUAAUAAAGAGCUAUGAUGUAGAUUUUUAUUCUCACAGCUCUUUAGCAAAAGUAAAACUGCUCUCAACAAAAUACAGCCGGCUUUAUGUGGGAUACUUUUCACUAUCUAUCAGACAAACAGUGAGGGGGUGGAAGGUUGGAGGAGUUAUUUACGUUUUUACUGGACUGCACAGAGUCCUGUAAAAGCUUUAUUUUGAACCUGUUAUCCUUAAGCAACUCACAUGAUAACUAAAAUAAACAUAAAUAUUUUAUGUGUCUCUCUAGAGUUCAGCAUGCCCAGCAGAAUCAAAAAGACCUCGACUCCAUCUUCACUGUGUGUAAAUGUGCAUCCACUGCACUUAUUGUCAUCAGUGAUAGGUAUUCUGGUUGGAACAACCUUCAGGCUACAUGCAUUAAUAUUUCUGUUCCAGAAACUCGAGAAGAGCAUCAUCAGUUUUGUGAAGGAUGAGCUGAAAAAAUUUCAGAGGAUUCUGAGCCCAGAUGACUCAGUCGGAUUGGAGAGUGAGAGAGAGGAUGGUGAAGAUGUGGAGGAGAGGAGGAGCAGCAGAGAAUCAUUUCUGAAAAUCACACUUUACUUCUUGAGAAGAAUGAAAGAAAAGGAGCUGGCCGACCAUCUCCAGAGCAGAACUCAUAAUACUGUGUGUCAAUUUAAGCUGAAGUCUAGCCUAAAGACGAAAUUCGAGUGUGUGUUUGAGGGGAUCGCUAAAGCAGGAAACCCAACCCUUCUGAAUCAGAUCUACACAGAGCUCUACGUCACAGAGGGAGGGACUGCAGAGGUCAGUGAUGAACAUGAGGUCAGACAGAUUGAAACAGCAUCCAGGAAACCAGACAGACCAGAAGCAACAAUCAGACAAGAAGACAUCUUUAAAGCCUCACCUGUUAAAGACAAGCAAAUCAGAACAGUGCUGACAAAGGGAGUGGCUGGCAUUGGGAAAACAGUCCUAACACAGAAGUUCACUCUGGACUGGGCUGAAGACAAAGCCAACCAGGACAUCCAAUUCAUGUUUCCAUUCACUUUCAGAGAGCUGAAUGUGCUGAAAGAGGAAAAGUUCAGCUUGGUGGAACUUGUUCAUCACUUCUUUACUGAAACCAAAGAAGCAGGAAUCUGCAGCUUUGAAGACUUCCAGGUUGUGUUCAUCUUUGAUGGUCUGGAUGAGUGUCGACUUCCUCUGGACUUCCACAAAACUAAAAUCAUCACUGACCCUAGAAAGUCCACCUCAGUGGAUGUGCUACUGACAAAUCUCAUCAGGGGAAAGCUGCUUCCUUCUGCUCGCCUCUGGAUAACCACAAGACCAGCAGCAGCCAAUCAGAUUCUUUCCCAGUGUGUUCACAGGGUGACAGAGGUAAGAGGGUUCACUGACCCACAGAAGGAAGAGUACUUCAGAAAGAGAUUCAAAGAAAGGGAGCAGGCCAACAGGAUUAUCUCCCACAUCAAGAAAUCACGAAGCCUCCACAUCAUGUGCCACAUCCCAGUCUUCUGCUGGAUCACUGCUACAGUUCUGGAAGAUGUGCUGAAAACUAGAGAGGGGGGACAGCUGCCCAAGACCCUGACUGAGAUGUACAUUCACUUCCUGGUGGUUCAGGCCAAAAUGAAGAAGGUCAAGUAUGACGAGGGAGCUGAAACAGAUCAGCACUGGAGUCCAGAGAGCAGGAAGAUGAUCGAGUGUCUGGGAGAACUGGCUUUUGAUCAGCUGCAGAAAGGAAACCUGAUCUUCUAUGAAUCAGACCUGACAGAGUGUGGCAUUGAUAUCAGGGCAGCCUCAGUGUACUCAGGAGUGUUCACACAGAUCUUUAAAGAGGAGAGAGGACUGUACCAGGACAAGGUGUUCUGCUUUAUCCAUCUGAGUGUUCAGGAGUUUCUGGCUGCUCUUCAUGUCCAUCUUACAUUCAGCAACUCUGGGGUCAACAUGCUGGAAGAUCAAAUGGCUUCUAAGAAGCCUAAGGUCUUUAAAAACAAAUCUAGUCUAAAACUCCUUCAUCAGAUUGCUGUGGACAAGGCCUUACAGAGUCCAAAUGGACACCUGGACUUGUUCCUCCGCUUCCUCCUUGGGCUAUCACUGCUGAACAGUCAGAAUCUCUUAAGAGGACUCCAGAAAACAGUAGGUUCAGAGUGCAAUCAGAAAACAGCCAAGUAUAUAAAGAAAAAGAUCAGCGAUAAUGAGGCUACUGAGCAAAACAUCAAUCUGUUCCACUGUCUGAAUGAACUGAAUGAUUGUUCUCUAGUGGAGGAGAUUCAACAGUUCCUGAGUUCAGGAAGUCUCUCUACAGAUAAACUGUCUUCUGCUCAGUGGUCAGCUCUGGUCUUCAUCUUACUGUCAUCAGAUAAAGAUCUGGACAUAUUUGACUUGAAGAAAUACUCUGCUUCAGAAGAAGCUCUUCUAAGGCUACUCCCAGUGGUCAAAGCCUCCAACAGAGCUCUGCUAGGUGGUUGUCACCUGUCAGGGGGAAGCUGGAAAGAUCUUUCCUCAAUUCUCCAAUUUUCUAGUCUGAAAGAGCUGGACCUGAGUAACAAUGACCUGCAGGAUUCAGGAAUGCUACAGCUAUCUGUGGGACUGAAGAGUGCACACUGUAAACUGGAAAUUCUCAGGAUGGCUGUGUGCAAACUGUCGUGGAGAAGCAGUGAAGCCCUGUCCACAGUUCUCUGCUCUGAGUCCUGUAGCCUGAGAGAGCUGGAUCUGAGUAACAAUGACUUGCAGGAUUCUGGCGUAAGAGGGUUGUUAGCUGGACUGGAGAGCCCACACUGUAAACUUGAAACUCUUAGCCUCUCAGGUUGUCUAAUCAGAUAUGACGGCUGUGCUUCUCUGGCUGCAGCUCUGGGAUCUAACCCCUCCCAUCUUAGAAAGCUAGACCUAAGCUACAAUCAUCCAGGAGAUUCAGGAGUGGGACUGCUGUCCACUGGACUGAAAAAUCCACUCUGGAAAUUGGACAUUCUGAAGGUGGAAAACUGUGGAGAGCAAAGGUUAAAACCCGGUCUGAGAAAAUAUGCCUGUGAACUUACACUGGACAGAAACACAGCACACAGAAAGCUGAAACUUUCUGAAAAUGACAGAAAAGUAAUGCUGGUAGGAGAGAAGGAGCAGACUUAUCCCAAUCACCCAGACAGAUUUGACCGUAGGGAGCAGCUGUUGUGCAGUAAUCGCCUGACUGGUCGCUGUUACUGGGAGGUGGAGUGGAGAGGAGAAGUUGACAUAGCCGUAAGUUACAGAGGAAUAAAACGGAAAGGAAACAGUGAAGACUGCAAGUUUGGAAUGAAUGAUCAGUCGUGGUGUCUGCGAUGCUCUGAUGGUGGCUUUUCCGUCUGCCAUGAUAACAAAAUCAGAUCAGUCCCUCCCUCUUCGGUCUCUAACAGAGUAGCAGUGUAUGUGGAUUAUCCUGCUGGCACUCUGUCCUUCUACAGAGCCUCCUCUGACAAACUGAUCCAAAUCCACACCUUUGAAACCACAUUCACUGAACCUCUGUAUGCUGGGUUUGGUUUUGUGUUUGGGUUGGGCGUCGAGUCUUUGAUGCUGUCAAUUGACUCCUCUGUGUCCCUGUGUUCAGUAUAGGACAAAUAAUUGCAUACAUCAGUCUGUAUCUGAGAAAUAUCCACAAUGAAAAUAUGAUAUGGGAUUUCAGAACAAGUUCUAGCAAGAUUUCUGGAUAAGCAAACAACACAUUACAUUUCCUUUCUGCUGUAAUAUACAGUAAGAGAUGUGAUUUGAAAGUUUUUAUAUAUUGCUAGUUUGGCUCUGAGGAUUACUGCUCUUUUUGGCCAACUGCCUUCUAGAAUGCAGUAAAACAUACUACAUGGAUUAUCAAACUUAAAUGGCAGUUUUUCAACUCCUAACUUAAAGUAUAGAAUAUGGCAAAUGAUUCUAAAGAACAUAAUAAUCUGCUUCCAUACAUCCAUUGUUUGUCCUACUAGGAUUAGAAUAAGAUUGCAUUUUUGCCAUGUUUUCAGUACUAGAAAAUAUUACCUUUCAAAUAAAGUCUCUUAAAUGCAUGUAUAGUUCUUCCUUUAUCAGAUCUUAUUAGGGUGUAGGUCAAAAUUACAUUAAAAAAAAGGGUAGAUGUGAACCAAACUCUUCCCCUACCCUUAAAUCCUAAAACCAGUCAAUGGCAACUGCAUACAUGUAAAGACAAUGCAUUUCCUUACGUUCAUCAAGUUCAUUUUCUUAGUAGUCCUUACCCUUGAAAAUAUUUCUUCUUCUGUCAAAGGUUAUUAUCCAUUUAAACUUGGCUACAAAUGAACACAGGUUGCAAAGUUGCAUUUGAAAGUGCAUACCACUUCAGGACAAAGAAAAAGAAAAAAGAAAGCUUCCCCAUAUUUUCACUGUUCUGUUCUUCAGUCACCAACAUCAUUUUCAUUUUCUGCAAUCUUUUACUCAGAAUUUUUUUAAAAGAAAGUUUUUAUUAUUUCUGCUUUAAUUUGCCAAGAUGUCAACAUGGCAACAUGUACAAUAAAUGACCAUAUAACCUGACUUGUGAGAUGUCAUGUAUUAAUGUUUUUCACUGAUCACCGAUCAGCAGUGAUCAGUGAGAUGCUUGACUACAAGAUAAACAGCCACAAGGAGCAGUACCUUCCAUGGCGAAGGAGACUAGAGGCCAAGGUCAAAGUAG